CUGUCACGAGGGGCGUGGCGGAAAGCGUGCAUGCUAGCGCCCGCUAAUGUUCUUCAAAUUUGUGCGAAGAAGAGAUGACUGUGGCUGAACCCAGCAGCAGCAGCACUGUCUGACUGACCGAGCCCCGCAGGUGGAAUAUAUAUUGUAAAAACACCGUGGUAGUAUUUCCGGAGAUACAACAAUUGUCUAUCAUCUGUUCUGAACCGGUGCAAACCGGGGCUGUCAUGCAAACAUAGCCGUUAGCGAGCGAGCCAGGCCGAGGAGAGCUGGCUAGUUGUAUCCUUUAUCCAGACAUGAGCAUAAAUGUGUCAGACAAGCAAGUUUACAGAGUUUUUCUACGCUGAAGAAGAUGCGCAAGGACGUGAGGAUAUUAUUAGUGGGGGAGCCCAAAGUGGGGAAGACAUCUCUCAUCAUGUCCCUGGUCAGUGAGGAGUUCCCAAGUGUGGUUCCCUACCGAGCGGAGGAAAUCACCAUACCUGCAGAUGUCACGCCAGAGAGAGUUCCCACACACAUUGUGGACUAUUCAGAGGCGGAGCAGACAGAUGAGCAGUUGUUUCAGGAGAUCUCCAAGGCCAAUGUGAUUUGCAUUGUCUACUCUGUCAACAACAAGAAGUCGAUAGAAAAGGUGACGAGCCACUGGAUCCCCCUCAUUACUGAGAACACAGACAAGGACAGCAGGGUUCCUCUGAUUCUGGUGGGAAACAAGUCGGACCUGGUGGAACACAGCAGCAUGGAGACCAUACUGCCCAUUAUGAACCGGCACAGUGAGAUAGAGACUUGUGUUGAGUGUUCAGCAAAGAACCUGAAGAACAUCUCAGAGCUUUUCUACUACGCCCAAAAGGCAGUUCUGCACCCCACAGGUCCUCUUUACUGUCCAGAUAAAAAAGAUAUGAAGCCACUGUGUGUCAAAGCCCUGACUCGAAUCUUCAAAGUGUCUGACCUGGACAAUGAUGGGAUUCUCAAUGAUAACGAGCUCAACUUCUUCCAGCGGACUUGCUUCAACACCCCACUAGAAUCUCAGGCGUUGGAGGAUGUAAAAAAUGUGGUGAGGAAGAAUUUGAGUGACGGAGUGUCUGACAACGGGCUCACUCUGCAAGGCUUCCUCUUCCUCCACACCCUGUUUAUCCAGCGAGGGCGCCAUGAAACAACGUGGACAGUGUUGAGGAGGUUUGGGUACGAUGAUGACCUGGAGUUAAAUCAGGACUACCUUUUUCCUCCGUUGAAACUUCCUCCAGACUGCACCACAGAGCUCAACCAUAAUGCCUACCUCUUCCUCCAGAGUGUCUUUGACAAACAUGACAAGGACCGUGACUGUGCCUUGUCACCAGAUGAGAUGAGGGACCUGUUUGAUGUUUUUCCCUACAUGCCCUGGGGUCCAGAUGUCAAUAACACAGUUUGCACUAAUGACCAGGGCUGGAUCACCUACCAGGGAUAUCUCUCCCAGUGGACGUUAACAACAUAUUUGGAUGUCCAACGAUGCCUGGAAUAUUUGGGUUACCUUGGCUACUCAAUAAUUGCUGAGCAGGAGUCCCAAGCAGCAGGAAUUACAGUGACCAGAGAUAAGAAGAUUGACCUGCAAAAGAAGCAGACUCAGCGCAGCGUCUUCCGCUGUAAUGUCUUUGGAGACAUUGGCAGCGGCAAGAGUGGCUUCCUUCAAGCCUUCCUGGGUAGAAACCUCAUGUGUCAAAAAUCAAUUCGAGAUGAACACAGAUCCUACUAUGCCAUCAGCACAACCUAUGUUUAUGGCCAGGAGAAAUACCUUCUUCUUCAUGAAGUGUUCCCUGACUUUGACUAUCUGUCCGAUGCUGAUCUCGUCUGUGACAUCGUCUGCCUGGUCUAUGAUGUCAGCAACCCUUACUCCUUUGAAUACUGCACCAAAGUCUUUAAGCAAUACUUCAUGGACAGCAAGAUUCCAUGUAUGAUGAUAGCAGCGAAGUCAGACCUGCCAGAGAUCAAACAGAUUUGUGGCUGCAGUCCUUUGGAGUUCUGUAGGCGGCACAAGAUGCCGCCUCCCCAGUCCUUCACAUGUAACACUGCAGCAGCACCCAGCAGAGACAUCUACACCAAACUUACCACUAUGGCCAUGCACCCCCAUGCCCGGCUGCGCUGCAUGUGCACUUGUAACCGGUGCACCUUCUGCUUGUGUCAAAACUUCCUCAACUCUGAGCUGCUGCAGACGGUCAGGGCCAAACUCUACGCUGUUGUACUCAUAAGACAUGUAAGCCAAGCAGACCUGAAGAGCUCGACCUUCUGGCUGAAAGCGAGUGUCGGGGCCACGGUGUUUGCCGUGCUGGGCUUUGCCAUGUACAGAGUGCUGCUGAAACAACGGUGAUCCUCGGACACCUGGGUCCAACCCUCUUCACCCCAUGGUACAUAAAGAGAUAUAUAGAGUCACACUGUUAGGCUCUCCCACUUGCAUUUAGGGAAUUGUCUAUUUCAAAUCUGUCCUGUUUUGUUUUGGCAGG
This is a messenger RNA of Etheostoma cragini (Arkansas darter), 2465 nucleotides long. RefSeq names its product ras homolog family member T1 (gene rhot1b). Gene Ontology annotation, molecular function: calcium ion binding; GTP binding; GTPase activity. Gene Ontology annotation, biological process: small GTPase-mediated signal transduction; mitochondrion transport along microtubule; mitochondrion organization. Lineage: Eukaryota; Metazoa; Chordata; Actinopteri; Perciformes; Percidae. Bases 350 to 2332 code for a protein of 660 amino acids. Gene Ontology annotation, cellular component: mitochondrial outer membrane. The record is from RefSeq and is a predicted model, not a curated record. The transcript has 20 exons.